UUGGAACUUUGUGCUGUGCGCGUUUCUUGACAUUAGAGUAUAAUCGACCAAUCUACAAAAAAUUUGGUUUGUUUUUGCGCCUCCUUCCUUCCUCGUAUCUCAUGACCAUGACAGUCACCUGAUAAUCGGAUGGAAUGGAUAAUGUACCAUGUUGCUAUUGUACCUAUGAAGUGCCUUUCCGGGGAGUUUCUUCAGAGCAUCCGACGGGUCACUUGCUAACUGCUGUUAGAAAUUCUGGGGAGAAGCAAUUGUUUGGGAAACCUCUGGAUAAAAUUUUUCGUUUUGGGUGUUUUGAAGUUGCACACAACAAAUUAACAUUAUAUGGAAUUUUGGGUUUAUCAAAUUGGGAAGUAUUAUUUGUGCCAUGUAUUAAUCUUGGACAAAUAAGUAAGGAGAACAUUAAUGCCACUCGUCAAUUAUUAUCUCAAACACUUCAUCGUACAGAACCAUAUUUUUAUCAUUCAUGGAUUUCUAAUCGUCCUGGUUCUAUUGGUUUAGGUAAAAUUGAUUAUUUAAUUAUACAAGAUCGACAUGAUCAUUUAUAUAAAUUUGAUCCAAUUAAUAAUGUAUGGUUACAUUCCAUAAAUGGUAAUGGUAUCAAAUUUAAAAAAUAUUGGUUAAAUACUACUGAUAAUACUACUACCAGUACUACGACUACGACUACUACUCAUCAUCAUCAUAAUAAUAAUAAUAAAUUACCUCAUACACCAACACGUUUAUUAAUAUUAACAACAGAUUUUGAAGUAUAUAGUUUUCAAUUAUGUUAUAAUCAAUUAAAAUUAUCAACAAUAUCUAUCAUAACAACAAAAGAAUUAAAUAAAUUACGUAAAAAUAUUAAAAAUAAUAUAAAUUUAUUUAUUAAUUUAUUAACUAAAAGAAUAUCAUAUAUACGUAAAUCAACUGGAUAUUUAUUAGCUAAUGAAUAUGCAAUUCAUAAUAAUAAUAAUGAUACGGAAACAUUAAUUGUCCAACAAGAUACAACUGAUGAUAAUAUACAUAAAAGAUCUAAUGUAAAUACCUAUGAAACUAAUUGGAAUGAUAAUAAACAUGAUUUUUCAGUCAAGUGUACUCCAGUUAAUUCACUGGCAAGAUUAAAAACAACUUGGUAUCAUCGUUUAAAAGGAAAUUAUAUAAUAAUUGAUAAUACAGAUUUUGCUUAUUGUCGUACAUUACCAUUGGAAAUACCAACACUUGCAUUUAAAAUGUCUGUAAUUAUAUUUCGCGAUUACUUUGAAGGACACCGAUUUCCAAUUUUAUCAUUUUAUUAUACAAAUUCAUUAGUUCAUAAUAAAAAUUCUUAUUUAUAUAAAUAUUAUCCACCUUAUUCCUUGACUACUACUUCCCCAGUUUCAAUGUCAUUAGUAGAUCGAUUCGGUGUAUGGAUAUUAAGAUCUGGUAAUUUGUUAACAGAUAUUAAUAUGAAUCAACUGAUUGAUUGUCAUGAUCAUUUAUCAACAACAACAACAACAUCAAAUCAACAAAAGAAAUUAUAUUUAAAACAUAUUAAAUUAUCAUUUAGUGAUCAUUUAAAUGAAUUAUUUAAAGAUAAAAAUAUUGUCAAAUCAACUGAAUCAACUUUACAAGAAUUUUAUAUUCCAUUAUAUGAAGAUUAUUCUAAUGAUUGGUGUACUACUACUACUACUACUACUACUACUACUACUACUACUACUACUACUACUACUACUACUACUACUACUACUACUACUACUACUACUCAUGAUUGUACAUUCAUGACAACAUCAGAUCAUCCAACCAAUAAUGAUAAUGCGAAUAUGGCAAACUCUCUAGAACAGAACAAUUUUAUACCAUCUUCAUUUAUAACCGAAUUAUAUGAAUUGAAUCAACAUUAUGAUAAUUGGUUAAUACCUAAACAUAAUCAUAUUAAACAAUCUUGGUUACAAUUAAAAAAUCUUAUACAAUUACCACAAAUUCAUACACCAAAUGUAGAGAUUUUCAAUGAAUUUACAAAUACUACUAAUUAUAAUAAUAAUAAUAAUGGCAUGAAUGAUACUACUGAUUAUGAUUCUUCAGUAGUUGGUGACUAUCAUUCAUUGAAUAAUGUUGCACCUACUAUUACUACUACUACUUCUACUAUCAAUAAUAAUCAUAAUAAUAGUAGUAAUGAUAAUCUAAUGUUUAUGAAUUGGGAUACUUUAUCAACUGAUUCAUUAAGUAGUGAACGUGAAAAAAAAUAUUCUGAUAUUUUAUUUAGAUCAAAAUCAAAACAAAUGGAUCAUUUAAUUAUUGGUAAACGUUUAUCUACAAGAUCUGAUUGGCAUAAAUUCAGCUAUUCUAAUUUACUUAAAACGGAUGAUAAUAAUAAUAAACAUAACAAUGUCAUUAAUAAUAAUAAUAAUCAUACGAAUAAUAAAAGUAACAGUACUAAUAAUCUACGUAAUAGUAUAGGUCAAUCAUUUGGUAAAAGUUAUUCACAUUUUUAUUUAUUAAAUAAAAAGAAAUUAGAUCAUUUCGCAUUUCAAUGUAGUCCGCAUCGAUCUGAUUGGUAUGAUUAUUUAUUAUCAACAAAUUGGUUAAAUUUAUUAUUAUUUACAUUAAAACAAGCAACACAAUUAAGUCAAUUAAUUUAUCAAUAUUCAAUAAAACCAGUAAAUGGUUAUAAUGGAACAAUUAUUUUAUUAAGUGGACCAGAUAGUGGUCGAAAUUGGCAACCAAUUUUAAUGAGUCUUGUACAGAUAAUGUUAUCUGCAGAGAACAGAACAAUUCUUGGAUUUGAAGAUUUAAUUGAACAAGAAUGGAUUCGUUAUGGUUAUCCAUUUGCCCCUGAUCCAACUGAUUGGCAUGAUGAUUCAGUUAGUUGUGAUUAUGAUGACGGUGCAUGUUUCGCAUUAUUCAUCGACUGUGUUCAUCAAUUAUUGAUCCAAUUUCCUACAGAAUUUGCAUUUACAGAGGAUUAUCUGGUCUUAUUAUUAGAUAGUGCAUUAAGUCGAGGUGGUGGAACUCCACCAUUCACUAUAGAAUUCUCAUGUUCAUGUGAAGCAACAAGGCAUGUUAAAACAAAAUCAAUGACACAAGAACAAAUUAUUGAAAAAUCAAAUUAUUUUUAUAAUAUAAGAGCAUGGCGUUCAUUUCAUAAUUGGAAGGAUAUUUUAACUGAUCAUGGUUAUCAAUUACUAUUUAAUUGGUUAUAUUUUUGGCAAUAUAAUUCAGAUCCUGUAAAUAAUAAAUCAGAUUAUACUAAACUUAUACAUACUAUAAAUAAAUCUACACAAAUAAUUACACCAAUUUUAUCACCAUUAUAUUAUCCACGUUUUUGGAUUCAUGCAUGGUAUCGUUGGAAUCGUUCAACUCGUUUAACUAAUGGUGGUGGUUAUGCAUUCAAUGCUGCUUAUUAUAGAAAUUUAUUAGGAUCAACUAGAAAUAAUAAUAAUGAACAGAAUUCAUUAAUUAUACCACGUACAAAUACAACUCCUUAUACUGGUUGGUUAUCAGAUGAAUCAAUUAAAAAUGCAUUAAAUCAAUUAGUUUAUUCAAUAUCAUUUGAUUAUUUUUAUAAAAAUUUAUAUAAAAUAGCAAAUUUAUGGGAUAAUGAAUAUUGUGAUACAACUUAAUUAAUAAAUAUUAUUGAAAUAAUAAAAUAAUAUACAAUACUUCCCCCCCCCCAAAAAAAAAUUUUUCUUUUUUUUAAUUAUUGAAAGGAUCUAUCAACUAUGUAUGAAUAAUCUCAUACCAUUUUUUGUUUGUUUGUUUGUUUCUUUCUUUUUUUAUUUAUUCUCAAAUGAUCAAUAGAAAAAUUGUUUGCCUUUUAUUUUACUUCUUCUUUUUUCUUUUCUUUUUUUUGUUGAAAAGAAAAAAAGAAGAAAAAAACACACCCACCCAAGUAAUCUCACAAGUUUUGAU
Schistosoma margrebowiei is the source of this 3858-nucleotide messenger RNA. The record is from the annotation of a GenBank genome assembly. NCBI's taxonomy places the organism in Eukaryota, Metazoa, Platyhelminthes, Trematoda, Strigeidida, Schistosomatidae.